Molecule: messenger RNA, 267 nt
Organism: Dentiscutata erythropus
Lineage: Eukaryota; Fungi; Glomeromycota; Glomeromycetes; Diversisporales; Gigasporaceae
Source: the annotation of a GenBank genome assembly
AUGUCAACAAAAGAAACAAAUGUUUCUGUAAAAACUGUAUCUGACGAUGACGUAAACCGUACAGUUAUAGUAGCAAGGGCGGUGCGACAAGCAUUGUCCUUUGCUGAUAAAGGUCGAAACGGAAAAGAUUGGGAAAUGGCAACUAAAGCUAUAAUGAAUAACCAACAACUUACAGACACAGAAAGAAACACAAUUUUACAUUUGUUGGAUAAUAAAUCUAUCGUUAUAUUGCUGAUGGCUGCAGCUAGAAUUACUGCAUCCGAUUAG